AUGCAUAACACUUCUAAGACUAAUAUUUUUAUUUUUUAUCUUUUGGUUGGGUAUUGUUUUUCAUCAGAAAUUAAAAUAUUACAAAUAUCAGACAUCCAUUAUAAUAAUGCAUUCAAUAUCGAUUAUCCAAAUCAAUGGUGCCAAUCAAGUGACUUAACUCCUAAAACUGAUUUGAGUCAUAGAUAUGGUAUUAUUAAUUGUAAUCCCCCUAUUGAUCUUAUUGAUGCUGUUUUUGAACAUUCAUCAAAACAAGCAAAAUAUUCGGCAAUAGUAUUAUCAGGAGAUAUUUGCUCUCAUGAAUUAACAGACUCACUUUAUCGUCAAUGUAAUGAAGUAUUAGUUAAGAAAUUGAAACAAUAUUUUGGUACUACUCCAAUUAUUUUUGCAAUGGGAAAUAAUGACACACCAACUCCAAAAAAUAUAACAUGCUCUGAUCAAUAUUAUGAAUUUUUAUAUAACAAAUUUGUUGAUUAUAUUCCAACAAAUCAAAAAGAACAAUACCUUCGUAAUGCAUGUUAUAGUCAAACUGUUGAUGGUCAAUUAUAUAUUGUUAUUAACACUAAUUUAUUAAAUCCAUUCCAGCACAAUGACUGUGGUGUUUUAGAUUGGUUAGAAAAUCAACUUUCUAUUGCUAAAGCAUCAUCACUUCAUCCAAUUAUUGUUGGUCAUAUUCCACCAGGAGUUUCUUCUUAUGACCUUAAAGCACAACUCAAAGAAGAAUAUCAAAAUCGUUUAUUUACAAUAAUUAAGAAAUAUAAAUCAACUAUAAAUUCAUUAUUACUUGGGCAUAUUCACCGUGAUGAGUUUAGAUUACUUCCAUCAGAAGAUCCAGUUGUUAUGUUAGUUGCUAUUGGAAUUAGUCCUGUUUAUACUAAUAACCCUGGAUAUAAAAUCUUUUCAACAACACCAAAUAGAGCAGAAGGGUAUAUUGACUCAAUUCAAUACACUAUGAACCUUAAUGAAUCAAAUAAUCAAAAAUUCCCAGUAUGGUUUGAACCUUAUUCUUUUAUUUCAGAAUACCAAGUAAAAGAUAUUUCUAUUUCAUCAUUACAACAAGUUAAAUCUUUAAUCUUUAAUGAUGUCAUGAAAGGGUCAUUGUACCGAUGGAGAACUGUUGGAUUAUAUGAUCGUAAUGAAGUCCAAAUUAAAUGUGCUAUAACAGCUACUUCAAAAGAAGAAAUGUUACAAUGCACUAAAUCACCAACUUGUGUUGGUUUAAAAUAUUAA
Entamoeba histolytica HM-1:IMSS is the source of this 1227-nucleotide messenger RNA. RefSeq names its product ser/thr protein phosphatase family protein. Gene Ontology annotation, molecular function: hydrolase activity. The transcript has a single exon. NCBI's taxonomy places the organism in Eukaryota, Evosea, Mastigamoebida, Endamoebidae. The record is from RefSeq and is a predicted model, not a curated record. Bases 1 to 1227 code for a protein of 408 amino acids.